Molecule: messenger RNA, 3100 nt
Organism: Ruditapes philippinarum (Manila clam)
Lineage: Eukaryota; Metazoa; Mollusca; Bivalvia; Venerida; Veneridae
Product: cell growth regulator with RING finger domain protein 1-like
Exons: 6
Coding region: 105-1475 (456 amino acids)
Biological process (GO): negative regulation of cell growth
Source: RefSeq, a predicted model, not a curated record
UGUUUCUUGAGCGUUUACUUGAUAAAGAUUUGCUCUUCUAAAAGGAGAAUUUUGACAGCUGAAAAAAUAAACAAGUUUGACUUGUAUAGAUCUUUAAACUAAAGAUGACAGACAAAAUAUCAGUUGCCCUCACAUGGUUUGCAAAUUACACCAACUUCUAUUCGGUCGUGAGCGUCCUAUUAUGCUUUUUUGUUAUGGUUAUUUUCAUUUUGAGAUUAAACAGUGAACAUUUUAUGUCAACUUCUGCAACUCACUAUCCAAUUGUAAAAGAACAGUCUAUGGUCAGUCUACUCAAUCCUUUUUGUAUUCAGCUGGAUAGCACAAAAUCUAGCUCUUUAAAAGGUGGGUUAUUUCUAUGUUUGUCAAUGAAGAAAUCAUCUACAAUAAAAGUGUUAUGGGGAGUUGACAUUCAGACAUUUCAGAAAGAAUUACAGUUAGCUUCAACAGAAAUAGCUGAGAGAUUUGUCAACAACCAGAUGUUUGAAGGCAGCUUUAAACAUGCAGUAGACUGUGGAAUACUCAAUGAAGAUGAUGGUACUAGAGAAAUAUGUUUCAAGUGUCCAUGUGAACUGAGUGAAGAGGUGUUAGGGGAGCCCCCUAGAACAUUGUAUCCUGUUGUUGUUGUUUCUAAGCUGGUAGAUUGUGACACUUUGCCAGAUUCUACAGUUAUAGUAGUACAGUUUACAGUGAUACAUUUAAAGGAUUCUAUAUGCAGUCUUGACUCACACAUUGUUUAUCAAUUUGUGAAGACAAAUAGAAACAAACUUCUAGGAUUACAGCCAAUAUUUGUUUCAACAUCAGAACCAGUGACAUCAACUAGUGGGCAAAGUAGGUCAAAUAAUACCAACAAUUCUUCUGAUGUCAAUUUAUCUAGUCAAAAUAAUGAAAGGUCAAAGGUUACUGCUGACAGUGAAGUUCACAAAAGGUCAGAGACAUCGAGAGAAGUACAGCAUUGUUCCAGUUGUGGGAAAAUUAGAAAAACUGUUGAAAAUAUUCCAUCGACAAGAGUACAUGAGGUAUGUGACUGUACAGAGGAUGACCUUGAUUAUUGUGAAGGUGAAAGGUCAGAUGUCAAGGUCACUGGACAAGAAGAUGUCUUGGAUGAUAAGAAUAUUGAGGAAAAUGAGAAAAUAAAUGAAGAUACAAAUGAUAAUACAGCAUCUUCUGAAAGAAAUUCUAAUCAUGUACAGGAUACAGCACCAGUUGCCGAAGAGUUGGAGUCAUGCUGUGUAUGCCAAAGUUCGGAAAUAUUUUACACCUUGUUGCCAUGCCGACAUGCCUGUGUGUGUAGUAAUUGCAUAAGACUGUUAGAUAAGUGUCCAAUAUGCCGGAGCUUUAUUGAGGCAUACUUUAGGCUACAUAACAGGCUUGUUGAGCAAGAGUUGAGGGAAAGUAUGGAGAACAAUGCUGGACCGAGGUUAAAUAGAUGGCAAGCUUUUAACCAGAGAUUGAAUGAAAUGUUAGGAUUUGUUUAAUUUAUUGUUUUUAUUUUUUUUCAUACCUUUUGUUGUUGUUUCUUGUUUUAAAUAGUUUUAGUAGAUUAUUGUCUGUUAUUUUUAACAUUAUGGGUAAAAGUAAGAUAACUUACUAAAUGUAUACAAUGUUUUAAUAAUGUCUUAUAAUUUUGCCUCAAGUCUCUAGCAGUUUUAUGUAACUCUGUAUAAGCUUAAUAGUUGCUCAAAUUAAUGUAUGCUUACAGAAAAAAGCUAAUUCAUAUACAUGGUAGCUAAUUACAUAACAAAGGAAUUAUGGGAUUCUGUUUGUCUUUUUGUACCUGACAUGUUUUUUGGAUAAAGUUCAUGACUGUGUAACCCAAACAUUGGGUGAUAUCUUACUGUAUAUAACUGUAAUAAUGCCAGCUGCCAUGAUAACUUGCAUAUAUAUCUCUUUGCCAUAAGAUACGUUGGAUUGAUUUUAUUUUUACUUUGAUUAAUUUUUGAAUUGUACAUUUCAUGGAAAAAUUACUUGCUUAUUAUAACAACUUGAAAGGGAUUAUGUUAAAUACUUUGUGUAGAAUACAAUAUUAAAAUUUGUGACAUCAAUGUAAAAUUAAAUAUCAACUUUGUGUUACAUUGGGAUUAAUUUUUGCUGAGUGUUAAAAGAUUUUAACUUUAACCAGAACUAUUGAUAAGUGUUAUAAUAUUUAUCCUUUCAUUUAUUUAUGUUUAUCCUGAAUUUAUCAUUGAUAUAUGCCACUUAUAGAAUGUUAUUUAUUAUUUUAUUAGAAUUUUAUUUGUUGUUAUGUUUAGCUGUUGUUUUAUUAAUCAAGGACACCAUGUUUAUGUAGAACAAUGCUCAAGUUUUGUUUUUAGUUUGAUUAUUCAAAAGGGAUGGCUAUUCGCCCCUGCGUUGGCAUCACACUUUGGUUAAUUUGCAUGCAAAAUUGUAUCUCCAAAACUCAUGAAGGGAAUAAAUUAAACUUCAUGCACUUAUUUGAGAGCAUAAUAGGAGGUCACUAAGACCCAUGAGUUAACUCUUACAUGGAUUUUGAUAGAAUUAUGACCCUUUUUGAACUGAGAAAAGUUCUGUGUUAUCCAUACUCUUAUUUUACUAUCAAGCAAUGAGAAAAGUUGAGUGCACUGUACUACUGACAGCUCUUGUUUCUUAAACAAUUUUUAUGAUUUGUAGCAAGGCAAAUGUGUCAGCUUGUAAACAUAUUUUUAGCAAUAUUAGAUAAAGGAAUUGUUUUAUUACAUUACAUGGAGAAAUAUAAUGUAUUGCUUGAAGUAUUUGUUAUUUGCAGUCAUGAUCCUUCUGUAUAGAUUUUAAAAAGAUUUUAUAUUAUAUAUUUAAAGCACAAAUUAAGAAAAGAUUUUCAUGCCAACUUGACAAAAUAAAAGGCAGUAUGAUGAAAAAUACCAAUAGAUGUUAUCUGGAGAUUGGAAAGUGAGGCUUUUUCUAAACUUAUCCCCUAGUAAAAACAAAAGUUUUUGGCUUCACAGUGCAGUGUGCACAGAUAAGUCAACAUGUUGCGCCAAAUUUCGAAGUUGUAACUAUACCUGUUUGUACCACAGGACUUACUUGGAAAACCCAAAAUAUUCUUAAUUCUAGAGUAAAUCUAUUGACUUUUUUAUGUACUUAUUAACAAAAUAUUGAGAAA